CCUGACCUCGAGCCCAACAAAGCAACUCAGGCAUCCACCUACGCGCCUGCUCUACCCUAGUGGGCAUUCCUGCCGGCUGCCGACUGCCGUCCCGGCAUCCUGUUGUUGCCCAUCUCAUCGCCCGCGGCCGGCCGCCCAGUGCCGCACAACCACCAUAUCUCCCUCACAGUCACAGCCUCACUCCAUGACGCUCGUUGCCUGCCAGCCAGCCUAAUCUAUAAGCUCAUCGCCGUCGAGGCAGUGCCCAGCUGCUCUCUUCUAUUUCUACAAGCGGUCAGGUAGUAUUAUUAGUAUGUUGUAUGGCUAAUGGCUAAUGGCUAAUGGCCGAUGGCCUGCGAGACAACACCAACUGCGCCGAGCUGCCGCAGACAACACCAACUGCACACUGCUGCAUAGGAGGUCAGGAGAAGGCGCUCCAGCGCAGCACGGCAGCAGGGAUUUCUGGACGGAUCUGAUUGAAUAAACCGUGAAGGAGAUGCCCUGGAAUAGAUUCAUGCCCUUCCUUUCAAAAUGUUGUACUUCUACCGUUCAGACAUCUUCAUCAUAUUCAUCUUUUUCCUCGUCCUUCUCCCCGAUACAACCAUGGUUAUUUGUGGGUCUUGGCAACCCUGGUGAGAAGUAUCAAUCCACCAGGCACAACGUGGGUUUUGAUAUGAUAGAUGCAUUUGCGCAAUCCCAGGGUAUACCCCUGACUACACAUUACUUCAAAGCACUCUUUGGUGAAGGGAUGGUUGAUGGAGUCCCUGUUCUUCUUGCCAAGCCCCAGACUUAUAUGAAUCUCAGUGGAGAAUCUGUCGGCCCACUUGCUGCCUAUUAUAAACUGCCACUUAAUCGUGUCCUAGUGGCGUUUGAUGACAUGGACUUGCCAUGUGGAGUUCUCCGUCUACAGCCAAAAGGAGGUUCUGGACGACACAAUGGGUUGAAGAGUGUUAUAUACCACUUUCGUAAGAAUCGAGAAUUUUGCCGAUUAAGGAUUGCUGGCCAGAUGGAUCCUAAAGCCUUUGUUCUUCAGAAGUUCAAUAGGACUGGUCGUGAACGGAUCGAUUCAGCCGUGAGAGAGGGUGUCGAUAUUCUGAAGAUGGUGGCUGCGAGGGGUUUGACAGAGGCGGCAAAACUGACAAAUGCGGACCAGAAGUAUAAGCAUCUGAGAUCACAUGGUAUCCAGACUAACGAUGACUAGACAAAGCUUACUAGGGGGGCUACUCUUUUCAGCACAUCUCUCGAUAUUCAGACUAAAGACGAAACUCGUUUUAUGGCCUGUUGAGAAACAGGCGUUCGAUGAGCCCCUUUAGACCGUCGCUGAACGUGAACGCGUCCUUGUUGUCACCGUACAUCAACGGCAUGCUGGCGGUUAUGUCGGCAACUCGCUGCACUGCUGGAAGUAGUUUGCUGUUCUCAAAGCGUGCUCCGUUUAUAGUUUUCCAUGCAUCUUCAAUCAGGGAGCUUAUCUGUGCAAAGGCAACCUCAGCUGUGACGCCAUGCUCACUGAUGUAGCAUUCGACCGAGCUGUCCACGUCGUUUUUGUUCUUUCCACGCUGCGAAAGAACACAUCCAUUUAUUUAUUUAUUUAUUACUGGGCAACAAUCCAAAGGACAAGAAUACUUAAUGGUCUUAUUAAAGAAUUAA
Messenger RNA from Zea mays, 1626 nucleotides. RefSeq lists its product as uncharacterized. The record is from RefSeq and is a predicted model, not a curated record. Bases 476 to 1180 code for a protein of 234 amino acids. The transcript has 9 exons. NCBI's taxonomy places the organism in Eukaryota, Viridiplantae, Streptophyta, Magnoliopsida, Poales, Poaceae. Gene Ontology annotation, molecular function: peptidyl-tRNA hydrolase activity.